AUAGAAAACGAACUGGACCUCCCAUGUCUUCAAUACCUAGUAAAAAGCCUAAACAUGCAGGCUCUAGUCAUAGUUCAUUUGCUUGGGAACAGAUGUGUAUUGAAGUUGAUUCCAUUGACUUGAUUGAAUCAUUAAGUUAUUCUAUUCAAAAUCAAGAAAAUCUAAAAGCUAUCGGAUUACUUUUUGGAGCUUUUAAAACCAUGCAUACACAGCGAUUAAAACCAGAUUUAUUUUGGAGUUUAUUAAUUGCUGCUCGCCAAUUUCCUACAUUGUUUCAUAAUGAAGAAAUUAUAAAUGCUUUGUGCUCCAUUCUUACAUGUCAUUCAGUUGCUUCAACCAAACAGCGACAAUAUAACAUAAUAGCUGCAGUUACUUCUGUUAAUUUAUUAGUAUUAUCACACGAUAAAUUAUCAAUUUGGCCAGAAGCAUUUGUCAAGGUUUUUGUAGAAGACUCGAUGGGUGAACGUUUGUGGGUAGAUAAUGAAGAAUGCCGAUAUUUUGUUGAAAACAUAAGAGUUAGCCUCAAUACACGUCCUUCGCCUUUUAUUCCUUUGGAUUUUUUGGAUACAAUGAGUUCAACAGAAACAGCAAUAUUUUCACCAGAAACUUAUGAAGUUUCUGUUGUGCCAAGAUAUGGAGCAAAUCAAUCAGUAAUUGAAAAUAUUAUUUUAGACGUUGCCAAAGAAUAUUUAAUUAGAAGACAAUCAACUGAGGGAAUAUCCAGAAAUUUAUUAAAAUUAUUAUCAGUUGCUGCUGGAAUUUUAGAGAUUCGAGUUAUGGUUGCUGGUAAAUUGGAAGUUUGGUUACAAAAUGCCAAACUCGUCCGGCCAGCCCAAGAAUUACUUUUAGCUGUCUGUGUUAACUGUACUUCACGUACUCAAAGAGACUUUGAUGUUAUUUCAACUAUUGUUAAAAUGAGAUUAAAAACAAAAGCAAUGGGUAACUUUUACGUAUCAUGUAUCAAAGAGCUAAUUUCAAUAAAUUCAUCUAAUUUGCCAGUUGUAUUAAAAAAUGUAGUUUAUAAUGAAUUGUCUACCUCACGAAAUACAAGUAAUAUGGCAAUUUUUCAAGUUAUUUUCAAAGCUGAACCAGAUCAGAGUGCACUACUUUUAGCUGACAUUUUUCAAGAAUUAUUGAUAUUACGAGAUGAUUAUUUAAGGCCAUUACGUGGACUUCUUAGAGAAAUAUCGCGCCAAGUUCGGUCUGAUUUCAACUUUUUGACUUUUUGUCAAGGUCUUAUAGGUGCCAAAGAGCCAUUAAAUCAAACCCCUGAGGUUAAGGAUAGAGUUUUUGCUGGAAUUAUAGAUCUUUUAACAUUGUGCAUAUUUCUAACUGUGUACCCAUAUAUGCGUUCAGAACGAAAAGAUGUUGUACAGUUUGAAAAAAUGCAACAAGUUAUAUCAAAAAUUCAAAAAGAUGGCGUCGUGUGGCUCCAAGAAAGUGUAUUAAGAACUUAUCGGCCUUCUCCUACUGAUUUUGUUCAUGCAUUACACAAAAUAUUGUUAAUGGAGCCAUCUGAACAGUAUUAUAAAUUAGAAAGUUGGCCUCCUGAACAAGAUAGAACAACAAUGUUUAGAAUCGCUACUGAAGUACCAUUGCUACAAGGUACAGUUAUAACAAUACUUAUGAUUGGAUUAUCAAAAGAACAUCCUUUGAACUCACCAGACGCCUUGGAGUUGGUAGAUCAAUUAGUAAAACGUGCUGCUUCACUACAAGUGUUUCAGAAUUUUAAUACCAUUAGAGCUGACAAAUGUGAAUUAUUUGAAAUAUUAUUGAAUUCAUGUGCAUAUCAUCAUCCUGAUAAAAUUGAGUUACCAUUAGGAUAUACACCUCCACAAUUAGCCAUAUCAAAUUUGUAUUGGAAAACAUGGUUAAUAAUGUUGAUAUAUUGCGCUCACAUACCAUUAGUUUUUGGAACUCUAGCCUGCCGAAAAUAUCCAAUGUUAAGAAUAUUUAUUGAGAUGUGUAUUACAAAUAAUUUUUCAUUCCCCACAUUCCUGGAAGAUCUUCAGUUGCAAUCAGUUGAAAAACAAAAAAUACUUGAAUUUGAAUCUUAUUUGGCUGCAGCUUCUACAAAAGUCACAAUAACUGAACAGACGAGUUUACUGUUAAGUCAACUUAUGGGUAUGGAUCCUAUUGGUCCACCUAGGCGUCCACCAUCGUCUGUAUUAGAACAACUAAGAGUUAUGAAUACAAACCUACGUAUUGGCCACUUGUUGUGCCGUUCAAGAGACCCUGAUUUUCUUUUAGACAUCAUUCAACGCCAGGGAACUUCACAGUCUAUGCCUUGGCUGGCUGAUUUAGUAAAUUCAUCUGAAGGAUCAUUAAA
Diuraphis noxia (Russian wheat aphid) is the source of this 2329-nucleotide messenger RNA. It is a transcript of the gene IntS1, whose product is annotated as integrator complex subunit 1. The record is from RefSeq and is a predicted model, not a curated record. Gene Ontology annotation, cellular component: integrator complex. Lineage: Eukaryota; Metazoa; Arthropoda; Insecta; Hemiptera; Aphididae. Gene Ontology annotation, biological process: U2 snRNA 3'-end processing.